Gymnodraco acuticeps is the source of this 2688-nucleotide messenger RNA. RefSeq names its product zinc finger and BTB domain-containing protein 11-like. Gene Ontology annotation, molecular function: protein binding; DNA binding. Gene Ontology annotation, biological process: regulation of immune system process; negative regulation of transcription by RNA polymerase II; regulation of cytokine production. The record is from RefSeq and is a predicted model, not a curated record. Lineage: Eukaryota; Metazoa; Chordata; Actinopteri; Perciformes; Bathydraconidae.
UACCAGAGGGGAGACGUUCACACCGUGGUGUCCAUGCUGCCGGCCAAUCAGGACGGCUCUAAGAAGGACGAGGGCUUCGUGGUCACCAUCGAGAGCGACGGCAGUGCGGUGGUGACACAAAAUGGCGGAGAGCCUUUAGCGUUCGUUUCAGCGGCGGAGGAGGGGUUCGUCCCACAGAUGGAGGUCGCUGAAGGGGGAGAGGAUCAGAUGGCGAUGGAGGCGGGAGAAUCAGAAAACGUGGCUCUGAUCGCUAACAGUGAACAGCUGGAAGCAGGGGAGACCAUGACGUUGAUUUCCCGCGGUGCAGAGGAAGGGGACACGAUGACGGUGGUGACUCACAGCGGGCAGGCGGGGGCUAGCGAGAGUUUAGCGGUGGUUUCGGCAUGUUUGGCGAUGGAGGAGGAGCCUCAAAACGCUGAAGCUACCGUGGGGUUCGUCAUAAACGUCGACCCGGACAAAAUGAGCCUCUCGGAGGACGUCAAACUUUCUUCUUCCUCCCCGACGACGUCUCCUCAGGUGGAAGAAGCACCAGAAGCAGCAGCGCCGCCGACACCGCAGAAACGAAAGAGAGGACGUCCGGCUAAAGUGAAGAAGGAGGAGGUGUUGGAGGAGGUGGAGGAGCUGGCGCCGCUGGAGGAGGAAGAUACGCUGGAGGACGAUGAGAACAACGGAGAGAAACUGGAGUCAGACGAGCCCACCAGGAGGAGGCUGAGGCAGCGCUCCAUCGCUGAGGGCGGGUACGCUCGACUACACAUGGGCCUGGAGGAGGAGGAGGAGGGGAAGAAAGCCUCAACACCCCCACGACCCACAACCCCAAAGGUGGUUUUGAGGCCCGGGAAGAGAGGGAGACCUCCAAAGCACCCGGUGGAUCCUCAGCAGGAUGAAGGAGCUCAGUGUGUGUCUGAGGAGGGGGCGGAGCCACAGGUCAGCGCCACGGAGAGCGAGACGCCGACCCGAGAGCCAAUCACAGAGGAGGCCGGGGAGAAGGAGGCGGAGCCAGAGAGCGUGGGGACGAAGCCGGAGCAGAAAGCAGCUGACGGAGAGCACAGCUGCUCCGAGUGUGGCGCGUCGUUCCAGAGACGCUACGCCCUCAUCAUGCACACGCUCAAACACGAGAAGGCCCGCGGGUACAAGUGCAGCUUGUGCAGUAAGGAGUUCCAGUACGCCGCCUCUCUGCGCGCUCACCUGGCCCGACACAAGCAGCAGAGCAGCCAGCGCGCUCCGGUCAUAAAGCCCCCCGUGGAGCCCCCUGCUGAGAGGGCGGGGGGCGACAGCGACCUGGAGGACAAGACCCAGAGUCCCAACACCAAGAGGGAGUUCGUGUGCGACAUCUGUGGGAAGACCCUCCCCAAACUGUACUCGCUGAGGAUCCACAUGUUGAACCACACCGGCGUUCGACCGCAUUCCUGCAAGGUGUGCGGGAAGACGUUCGCCCACAAGCACAGCCUGAAGAUGCACCGCACGCUGCACGACGUCACCAAGCAGUUCCAGUGCGAGUUCUGCAUGAAGUCCUUCGUCAGCAAGAGGAGCAUGGAGGAGCACACCAGCCUGCACACAGGUGAAUCCAAGUACCUGUGCAACACGUGUGGAGCGACGUUCCACCGAGCCUCAGCGCUGAGCAAACAUCUGAAGAAACAUCAGCCUCGCCCCGACGUGCGGCCCUUCGCCUGCGCACACUGUGAUAAGAGGUUCUUCGAAGCCAAAGACCUGCAGCAGCACAUGAACAAACACAUGGGUCUGAAGCCCUUCCAGUGCCAGGUGUGCGGGAAGUGCUACAGCUGGAAGAAGGACUGGUACUCCCACGUGAAGUCGCACAGCGUGGCCGAGCCCUUCAAGUGUAACGUGUGUGGGAAGGAGUUCUUCGAGAAGGCGUUGUUCAGGCGACACGUGAAGAAAGCCACGCACGGGAAGAAAGGGCGAGUGAAGCAGAACCUGGAGAGAGAGUGUGAGCAGUGCGGCAGGAAGUUCACUCAGCUGAGGGAGUACCGGCGCCACGUCAACAACCACCAGGGUGUGAAGCCCUUCGAGUGCCUUACCUGCGGCGUGGCGUGGGCAGACGCUCGCUCUCUGAAGCGCCACGUCCGCACGCACACCGGCGAGCGCCCGUACGUCUGCCCGAUGUGCCAGGAGGCGCACAUCGACGCCCGGACGCUGAGGAAACACAUGGCCAAAUACCACGGAGACAACCUGCCGGGGAAGAUCAUGCUGGAGAAAGAUACGCUGCAGUUUCACAACCAGGGGACUCAGGUGGAGCACGCUGUCAGCAUCCUGGCCUCCGAGCUGCCUCCAGAGCUGAGACCGGCCCGGCAGCCGCCUGCCGAGGAGAUCGAGACGGUGCUGAUCACGGAGGAGACGGUGGAGGCGGUGCAGGCGGUGACGGACGGGUCGUUAUCCACGCUGUCGGAUCAGGGCAUCAUGCAGGUGGUGAACUACGUCCUCUCUCAGCAGGGGCUAACAGACCCCAAGCUGGAGGAGGAGGAAGAGGAGGGAAGGGAGGAGGAGGAGGAAGAAGUGGGAGAGGUGAUCGAGACGAUGGAGGUGGAGGUGGCUCAUGUGGCGGAGGAGGAGUAACUGAAUGAAUGUAAAAUGUAAAAAGAUUAAUAUUUUUGUAAAUAUGUUGAGGAGAGGGACUGAUGAUGAGUUCGUGACGUUGGCACUCAGGAGGAAUAAAAGGUAGAGAUGAAAACA